AAUUACGAACCAGCUUUCUGAUCUGAAACGUCGAAAUGUACCGAUUCUCCUAGGGUUUAAGAACCAAAAGGUUUUGAAUUAACUGUAAAACAAUGGCGUCAAACUGUGCUAGAAAUCUCGCUCAACGAUCCUCCAACUCCGUUAAAACCUUCCUAUUCCGCGGCCAAUCAUCGCCCUCCGUCGCCGCGGGACCAUCGAAGCUCGGUGGAGUCGCAUCCACCAGCUCCCGCCCCUCACCUCGCCACCGCCCCUUCUUCUCCUCCUCCAGGUUGCCGGUGGAGCUAGCGUGUGGGCAGUCGUUGAUGCCUCUGCAUUCCGUUACCGCAUCCGCAUUGCUCGAGUCAAUGCUUUCAUCCAAAGUUGGCCGCUGGGGUUUUCUCUCUGAAGGGUUUGCGACGACUUUAUAACAGGAUCUUGAUUGAAGAUGCUGGGAAGACUGUUAGUGAUAAUUCUACCGACUGUUAACGGAGAUGCUGUGAUGACCGUCAGUGAUAAUUCUGUCGUAUUUUGAAACGAGAAUAAAUGUAUUUCAAAAUGGUUGUAUUUUCGGUGGGAUAUGAUCUUGUUGUGUACAUUCUCCUUAAUUUGAAAGAUUAUGUGCCUUUUUAUGCUACAUUUAAUGAGACGAAUUGGCUUAUUGUUUUAUUUU
Erythranthe guttata (spotted monkey flower) is the source of this 649-nucleotide messenger RNA. Its product is annotated as protein NUCLEAR FUSION DEFECTIVE 6, mitochondrial. NCBI's taxonomy places the organism in Eukaryota, Viridiplantae, Streptophyta, Magnoliopsida, Lamiales, Phrymaceae. Gene Ontology annotation, cellular component: mitochondrion. The record is from RefSeq and is a predicted model, not a curated record.